AAACAUUACAAAAUAUUUAUUUAAAAAAACAUUCUUAAAAUAUAUUCAUAUAAUAUAUUUUAACAGUCUUAGAUCUUAAUUUAAUAAAUGCAUCAGUUUUUUUUUUUAUAACUUGAUUUAGUCAUCAUUAAAAAAAAAACUUAAUAAAUAUUAUAUUACAUUAAAUGGUUUAUUAACCUCUUAACAAAAUAAACAAAAUGUUUUGUGCUGUUCUAAAAUAAAUCCUAAAGAUAUUGUAUAGUUUUACUGUUUAAAUAAAAACAUAUAUAAAAGAACUAUUUUAUUUCAUUAUUCUAUAGGUGGUUUAAGGGUGUGUUUAGACAUUUCACAAACAUCGAUAUUUUUUAUUUUGAUAUAGACAGUAGAUGGAAAAUAUCAAAAACAAUAAACUAAAUGCUAGUGAAGUGAAAUAACCAUUUAUAUAUUUGUUUGUCACGUAGUUUGUGAAAUGUAUAAAUGCACUUUUAAGGUGUAAAAAGGUUGAGUCAUGUACAUAAGUACAUAGCAAAAAUAAGUACAAUAAUAAAUUAAUUAUAAAAUAAUAAUAACUAUUUAUAAGGCGAAGAAUAAGAACAUAUAAUGUUAUGAACGGGAUAAGCCACAAGACCAGCGCAAGUGAUCAUAACUGCAUCAGCGAAAGUGUUCAUGGCCAUGCUGAAUUGUCUAGCUUCUGGAGCGACUUCAUUGUUUAUACGCCGAUACGUAUUAACAUAAGACGCCCCCCCUAAAAUACCUUCCCAAAAUAUUACAAGCAUUAAAAGUGGUAAAUAAGUGACGAAACCAUAAAAGACUUCUAACAAACAGAAAAUAACAUUUGCAAGUUGCAACAAUGCAAUCAACCAAAUAUUAUUAAUUUUGAUCAGAUUCAUCGACGAUCUAGAUACAAAUACGCCUAUCUGGUACAAGACACUAUACCACCUGUAUUGCUCGGAAUGAGACAGUCCUGAUUGUGGAAAAAAUAAAAGUUCAAACAAUCCUUGGUUUAUAAAAUAUUCAAACAGAUAAACUAAACCGAACGGUGCCAUAUAUGUAACGAAUAAACCUGGAAUCAACCUCAACUUAUCACGAAAACUCAACACAUCUGCUUCGAUAGGGACGUUUGCAUCAGUUUUUUGUAAACUUUCCAAAGCAUUAUCGUUACUGUUAAUUUUUGGAUGGUCCAAAAAAACGAAAAACAAUAUCGCUUCCAUAACAGGUAUUAUGAGCAUAAGUAACAAAGUUUUUUCAGGUUCUAGACCUAAUGUUGUAAGUGCUGCAUAACUGACAGAACCCACUAUACCGGCUCCUCCCGUGCCAGAAGACCAAGUAGAAAUGACGUUUUUAGUUUUGAAGAAAACCAUAUAAGAUAAUAAUGAUGAUUCUCCAAGUCCGAUAGACAAAGAUGUGCACAUCACACCUAAUAUUAUUACCCAUUUUUGAACUCUGAUGGCCACUAAAAUAAAUCCAGCGAUAGCGAGUCCAAUGGUCACUGCCAUCCUCAAGUAAAUACACAAAGGCAUAAAUGGUGAAACAAUUUUUACUAAUAUGGACGGCAUUAUAUCGGCGAGCAGUAUUAUGCCGGUACUCAUCGUGUUGCAUUCCCUUAUGUAUGUAUUGUUCGAUGAAAUAUCAUCGUCAUUAAAGUCCGCAAGGAUGUCAUGGGCUGCACUGAGCAUAACUACGUAGCCAUAAUUGUUCGCUAAGCCUAAAAACCAAAAAAUUAUCACAUUUCUAUAAUUUCUUCUACAGAACGAUGUCCUUUCUUCUGGCUGUAUUGGCAUGUUUCUAUGUGUAGUAGUCUUAUUUAAAAAAACAAUCACAGAUAAUGCGGUUCUUCUUAUUUACUAUAUUCUGUUAUAAAAUGUCCAACUACCUAUACUUUCACGAAACAUUCACAAAACAUGACAAGCGGUACCGGCUUAGCGAAUCGUACACGCCGAACUGAAGUCUAUCGACAGCAGCGAAUUCGCUUUGAAACUGCUCAUGCGCUUUUGCAUUCCUGGGAAUUAUUGAUAGUUUUUAUAUAUGACUGUGAAUCAUGUAAGAAGGAAGAAGAUGACCCCCAAGACGCAAUAAUUUACUUUUAUCCCACUUGGGUCAACAACGAGCAGAGACAUGCCCUGUGCAGUCAGUUGAUGGGCGUAACCCAAUUUUGCGCUUCUUCUUUCUCAUUACCGAAUAUCAUCUCUUUGCAGAGCGGGAAGUUCGCUCUGAAAAAGCUGGGCAGAUAUGCUUUGUGUGUGGGAACUGAUAGAAACAUACCAGAUUUAGUAUUGGAAACUCGUGCAAACAUUUUAUAUAAGUUGUUAAGGCUGUUCCAUUACAGUAUAGAAAAUUUACAAGAUUCAUCGGUAGAUGAAGAUAUUUCCGAUAAAUUGGCCGAACUACUCCAAGUCUACUUACCCAUAUUGCAAUAUGCCACUAACACAUUCGGAAACAUACCAGUAUUAAAAAUCCCUAAGAGUACCAGUACCCUUUACUUGGAAGCAAGACAAACUUUACAAGGAGUCGUUGCAACUCAGUUAAAUAAAACUUUUACGAAACAGCUCGUGGUGACCGACCCUUACAGAAUUAAGCUUCCGGCAGAGACGGUAGUAACAUCUUUUCAUCUUCCGUUCGGUGUGCAGCUUAUUAAGGUUUACGUUCCAGCAAGUGAAAUAAAGAGACUGCAGACAGAAAAUGAUGAAUUACUGGAUGCGUUAAAAGAUGUGAGCAAUUGGAGGAAAGAACUACAAAAUUCUCAAAGUCAAAACACAAAUAAGAAUAGUUGUGUGAAGCCUCCUGAAUCCUUUGUUUCCAUGUGUGGUAUGAAAAGAGAUGUUUCUCGCAUCUUCACGGUACUUGAGGAAGAAGGAAAUGAAAACCUUGAAACGAGAGAUCAGACAGACAUUCCUGAUGUUGUCCGCGAUGCUGUUAAAGCACGACAUCUCGCCAGAAUUGAGGCUGUUGUGAAUCCUGAUUGGUGCGAUUCUCCUCCUAAGGCUAGAAAUCCAAGGCCUUAUUAUAACACCAUCUGUGAUCCAAAAUAUCCAUUAUUUAAAUAUGACGGACUUCCAGCCUCAGUUUCCCUUUCGGAAUCUCGAAUCAUGAAACAGUUUGAAGUGUUGAAAGAUGAAAAACAGCCUGUCAAAAGCUUAAAUUUUGGAAAACCUCAAAAUGGGAAUGUCAUAAUGGAAGCUGCUGAUAAACUGCCCGAAGUAAAGCCGCAGCAAAAAAUUAAAUCUUCGUUUACAUUACCUCUCAAGUCAACUUCAGGUUCGAAAGGGCCUCAUGGAAUCCCUCUUACACCACUGCUGGCAAGGCUGUCCCUUUUAGCAGAAGAAGGAAGCACGAUAGAAACUCCCUUAAAGACACCAUUAGCUUUUGGAAACAAAAUUAAAGAAAUAAAAACUCAAACAGGAGAUAUGAAUGAUGCAAAGCCGAAAAAAGAAAAAUUUAAUAUUCCAGUCAACAGCGAUAAAGAUGAAGACGAUCUUACCACCUCAGUACUUUAUGUGUUUGGUAUCGGCAACACUUCUGUGCUACUUUUAGUUGAACCUGAGGUGGCGAUUCAACCAGAAGUGAUACACACAUUGUGGGAAAGGAGCAUGACUUCCUUGAAACAUAUGGAUGUCCGUUUGAGCACCUGCUUAAACGCUAACGAGUCCAGCGGCAGUACCGAUUACAGCUAUUCGCUGGUAGAUUCCAAUUGGGGACCGAUAGAAAGAGGCGGAGCGUAUCAUCCUCACCAGCUGGAACUCCUCACCGUUUUACACCACACUCUUUCCAAGCGCCCGUUUAUCACUGAUAUCCUUGUCAGAUCGGAAGAUACAAUAACUUAUGGAUAUCAGUGUGCAGAUACGCAAGUGUUUUAUCAAGAAAACAAUUGUUCAAAUAAUAUCGGUCUUCCAACUCCUUCCGAUCUCAUGGGUGUGAUACCACUCAAAGCCAGGCGUAUAUUAGAACGUGAUCAUGGCAUCAUACUUCUUUAGAAUAGUCGCAUGGUUCAUCGGAUGUGCCAUCGUAAAUCUUCAAUCUAGUCAUAUUGUCAUCGGAGAUGUGAUAGUAGUUAUUAUAUGCGAUAUUUAUUUAUAUUUAAUUUAGUCUUCCUAACUUCGCAUUAAGCUAGGUUUCCACAUGACAAAUUUAUUAUUAUUAUUAUUAUUAUCAGGAACAUUACAAUCUUCAUUGGGUUGCAAAUAUUUUUUUCAGAGAAUAUCCUUGAUUUAUGUACUAGAUACUAUCGUUCUGUUACUGCUACCCUACUAAAUUUCACCUACGCCCUUCAUGAAGUAUUAUUGAAAUGCUACGCAUAUAAUAAUUAAUUUCAUUUAGUACUUCAUUCAUUGGAAUCAUUUUUAGUAUAACAAGAAUCUUUCUGUAUAUUAAAUUGCUUCCAAGAAAACUUCAUUUUUAUGUAUAGAGAUAAAGAUGUAGAUACUGAGCUAAUCGAUUGUAUUGGAUCCGUCUUUAAAUUGGGUGGAACAAUGACAUCGAUAAACUCAACGCUUAGUUUAGGAACUUACCUAUACAUUGAGUUUUAUUUCUGUAUAUAAGAAAUGAAGUUUCCUUGAAAAACGAUUCAAUAUAUAGAAAGAUUUUUGUUAUACUAAAAACACUUCCAAUUUAUGAAAUAUCAAAGGAAAUUAUUUAUAAUAUUAUAUGCAGUGCAUUUCAAUACUGUUUCAUUAAUUUUAUCAAAUUUUCAAGGAUUAAAUAAAUUAUAAUUUCCUCUAAAACUGCAUAAUUUUGUUUGUCAUAUUUUUUUUAAAUUAUUAUUAAGUUGAAUUAUUAUUUCAAACUUAAUAAGUUUUAUUUAGGAGCUAUGUUCAUAAAAUAAAUUUAAAAAUGAAAAUUUUAUUCUAUACUUCUUCAUUCUUUUUCAAAAGCAACUAAUGUCUCUGGCAAAAUGCAUGUGGAAACCUUUCUUAAAAUUAUCUUUUUCUUUAAAAAAAAGAGUUGUUUUUAAGAGAAAAAAAAAGUAUCGUCGGUGCUCUGACAUAUCCUUUUGGAAAUUUAUAUAUUAAAAAGUAUUAGCAUAAAAAAAAAAGAAAUAAAUUCUUCAUGAGAGUUAAUAUUCCUACAGUAGAACAACAAAAUAUUUAAAUCCAAAAAGUCAUAAGUCUUUUAAUAGCAGAUUCCUGUGGAUCUUUUGUUUCCUCUCUAUUGCUUGUGGAAAUAACUUAAUUGUUAACCUUCUCUAUAAGUUGCUUAGGUUUUUGUGGCUUUCAAACAAUAUGGUAAAAUGGAUAUACAAGUUUUCUCCCAUCAAUGUUGAUUUUCUGUUCUAUUAAAAAAUGAAUUAUGAAUUGUUUGUUUAACCUUUGUUCAUGUUAUUAUUAAAUUUAAAUGUUGAUCUUUAAUUAUCUUAUUGCAUUGAAUAUAAGAAACACAAAUUUAAGGUGAAUCUGGUUAUUGGUCCCCAACCCAUUUUCUUUUGCUGAUUUUUUUAUUUUACCAGAAUAUAAUUAAUAAAUCAUAUAUUGUCAUCUUAUCAUAUACAAAAAUGAAUUCCCCCUUGCAAUACGGAGGUAUGGUUUAUUCAUACCAAAAUACUGAGACAGUCGACUGUCAUUUCUCAUUGUAUAAACACAUCUUACCAUGUUAAGAAUUUUUUCCACAUUAAUACAAGCUUGAGGUUGUGGAACUUCCCCCUCCCAAACUGAUAUAAUUCAGAAACUUUAAAUUAUUGAGUAAUAAGUUAUAGAAGGUAGCGCAUGUAUAAAUUCUGUUUUUAAAAAUGUAUUUUAUAAAUAUUUUAAUUUUGUUUGAGGAAAUUGAUCUAUUGUUAUAUUAUUGAUAUUGAUAUACUUAUAUAUCUAUCCAAGAACUUUCUUAUUAGGUAUCUGUCUUUCUUUCUAAUAUAUUUGAAUUAUUAACGGUAUUAGGAAAACAUUUUUAUUUGUAUGAAGAAUAUAUUGUCGGUUUGUUGCAAAAAGGGAUUGACAUUUCAUAACUUUAAAUAAUUAAGAGCUUUAAUGAAUUUUCUCUUUAUGAAAACAUAAAAUUAUGUACCCAGUGAAACAAUAUAUGAUAAAAAAGAGUGUGUGCUAUUUUUAUGCACUUAUGGUGUUUUUGCAUAUAAAAACUUGGAUUUUCUAUUGUUCUGCUGAAAAUUGGUCCAGUGUUUAUACGAAGUUGUUUGUAGCUCAUGAUGUCUGCUAUCAUUCCUAUAAAAAUUUCUCUCUACUUACAGAAUACCCUGUAUAAUGAGCAUGAAACAAAAUUUCAGUAAUUUUGUCUGAAAUGCCUUACAAUUUCGUUUGAUUCUUAUUCAUCAGUAGACUAUCUUCAAAGUCUUAUAUAAAAGAUGAAUUUGAAAUUUUGAAGCCUCCAAAUUAAUGGUUAUUGUCAGAGUAUAUUUAUGAUUUUAAUAAAAUUAGACUAUAAUAAAUUCAAAUUUGUGUAGUUGCAAGUGCUUUCAAAACAAAGGUUGUAACUAAUUAUUAUUUAAUGAAUUUUAAGUGAUAAAGAAAGGUUUUGUUACAAUAAUUAAUUAAUACAAACUCUAUAGACUUAAUUGACAGUUAGGAACAACUUUUUUUAACUUGUUUUGUCAAAGAACUUGGAAUUUUUAAUUACAUUCCUGUUUAAUUUUAUUGGUACUUAAAAAGAUUAGUAACUGUUAGUUACUUUUAUAUUUUGAAUUUAUUUAAAAGAUAUUGUCAAUGUUUGUAUGAAAUAAAAGAUUUAUUAUUUAUUUCCAUGUUAGCGAACAAAAUUAUUUAAUUAUGUAUUCGAUGGGCAUUGCUUGUUGUUGAUGUUUUUAUACCUGUGGUGGAUAAUAUGUAUGGUACUUAAUAUAUAACUUGAUAAAUGAGUUUGUUUUAAUUUUUACCUGCUCAUUUGUAAUAUAAAUCAUUUCUCACCUCUAUUUCCCAGUUGUUAUUUAUUUAUAAGUUAUUAUCAAUUAUAGGAAUAUAAAGUCUUGUUCCAUCCUGUAAACUAUGAAAAGACAUAACAUUCGUCACCUUGGAAAUACUGUCUCACUAUCAAGUUGCUCACAAUCGACAGUAACUGUUGCACAUUAUAUAAACUAAUGAAAUAAUGAUGACAUCAGCUGUUCAUUAUUCUAUUUCCUCUGCCACUGCCUUGAC
Messenger RNA from Nezara viridula (southern green stink bug), 7055 nucleotides. The record is from the annotation of a GenBank genome assembly. Lineage: Eukaryota; Metazoa; Arthropoda; Insecta; Hemiptera; Pentatomidae.